AUGUUUCGUGUUCAUGGCUACAUGCUUAACGGGCCAAAUGACCACCGAUUGCUUGUCCAGUGGUGCGGCUACACAAAAGACCAGGCCACAUGGGAGCCGUACGCUAAAGUCUGGACUCCCAGACAUGAACUCUUGCAGGACUAUUUCCACAAGCAUGGGCGGGGUCUACCCCUAGAUCUGGAAGCGCACGUAUCUGAUACGAGCGAUGAGGAGGAGCCUCAAGAAAUUGAGAUCAAGGUGGAGAACGAUGACUGA
Molecule: messenger RNA, 255 nt
Organism: Fusarium venenatum
Lineage: Eukaryota; Fungi; Ascomycota; Sordariomycetes; Hypocreales; Nectriaceae
Source: RefSeq, a predicted model, not a curated record